AGGCUUAACUCGAGAACAGACUCACUUUCGCACAGCCCAUCACCCGGGUUUAGCUUGCACGCAUCCAACUCGACCCACCGUUCAAAUCUCCGCAUGUGUUUCGUUCCUUCGUUUAAAUCUCUUUGGACUGUUCGGUUUUACAAAUUGAGUUAUUUGAUUUAAAUACGCCUGGAUCUGCGCCACCGAAAACGAUGACGCUAGCCUGGGUGGCCUUUCUAUUCUUGGUCGCCGCAACAGGGUCAGACGCGGUUUGUGAAGGAGAUGAACCGACCGCGGCUCUACUCUGCCAUGUAGAGUCUGUUCUGCACCCAUCGAUCGACCCAUGCCACUGUACGCACAUGGUAGUGCACGACAAAGGGCUGUUAAAGGACGUUCAACUGCUGAAGGAGAAAAACCCUCGGUUGAAAGUCCUCGCGGUGGAGGACUCGUCGAAAGCCGAACUUUCCAAAGGGCUCGACGGUAUCUACAUCAACUUGGAGAAGCCCCCUUUGAAGGAAAAGCUUGUCGAAGAUUUCAAGGCUUUGUCGGAGUCCCUCCACAAAAUUGAAUCGACGAAACGAGCCAAAGCGAAAUUCGACGGAGGCAAACAAGAUACGGCAAAUUAUGGUAAUGAAAUCAUCAUGGAAUUGCCGGCUGAGCCACAGCAGUUGGCUAAGCACUACGACCUCAAAGCACUUACAAAGUAUGUCAACUAUUUCGUUGUGCCGAGUUACAAUCUGACCGAUAGCACUGAGGAUGGACUAGCAUACCACCCUAGCAGGCUCAUGGGAAUCGACGACAUUCUCAAUGCUGAUUCCCUUAUCGACUUUUUUUCGGGAAUGGGAGCCGAUCAUAGCCAGAUGAUCCUGUCUUUACCUGCAUUCGCUCUUCAUUUUAACCUCAAAGAUGCGGCUCAAAACAUGCCAAGAUCGUCAGUUUUAUCAGCACCUAAGAAAAUCUCUCAAGCACAGUUGUGUAAAAUGAUGGAUGAGGGUGGAUGGACUUUAGAACGUGAUGAAGAUCUGACAGCCCCAUAUGCUUACAAAGGUACUGAUUGGGUCGCUUUUGACGACUCCAUUAGUGCAUCUAUCAAGGGAAAAUACGCUCUUUUGAGAAAUUUGGCCGGUAUUUCAAUCGCCUCGUCGGAAAGCGACGAUUGGGAAAAGUCCUGCAGUGGCAAACCAAUCACGGACACUCUUUACAACACGUUUACACAGUUGUCAAGGAAAUCAAGGGCUGCUCAGUUGCUCUCGCUCCAAGAUCAAAUUCACAACUCGUUAACGCCGUUCUCAGGAGAUGUCCAUCUCUCACCCUUCAGAAUCGUAAGAGUCGUCGACAGGAGCGGUUCAGUCCACGUGGUUAGAAAAGAGGCAAAAACAGAAUUUGAAUGUACAAGGCAAGGCUACUUCACCCAUCCGUCAGGUUGUAACAGGUUUUACCGUUGCGUGAAAUUCAACCAGUACUCGCCUGAUUUUACGGUAUUUGAAUACGACUGCCCAGCAGGUCUUGCUUUCGACGAACGUUACGAAGUGUGCGUCUGGCCUGGUUCUCUUCCCGAUGCAUCUGCCUGUAAAGGUUCCAGCGAGAUUGCACCGGUUCCAAGGUCUAGGUACGCUUGCAGCUCUGAGGGUUAUUUCGCUGAUCCUGAGAACUGCAGAUGGUUUUUCGCUUGUCUCGACCACCACAGAGACGGCAAGACUCCGCCGACGGCAUACGAAUUCCGUUGUCCUUUCGGUUUGGUAUUCGACGGAAACAGCCUCGUGUGUGACUGGCCCUGGAAAGUGCCCGGUUGCUCUUCCGGAAGUACGUCUUUCUCUACUUUCGGAAGCGGUACUCUUUACCCAGGGGAUAUCUUAGAAGGGCGUCUUCGUCCGGCUUACGCCCAAGUUUCUGAUGUGCAUGUUUCUGGAGGAAGAAUACAAGGAGUAGACGGAGGUCAUGUUUUAGGUACCACCUUGCUCUCGGGUGUUGCGAGCCAAACGCAAGGAACAUACCCGGGAUCUGGUUACAGUGCAUUUGGAAGCCUAUCGGGAGUUGGCCAACCUGGAUAUUUUGGAGGCUCAAAUAGUGACAAUAGCGGAGCUUAUGUUCACGACCCCACAGGUGAUUCGGGAGGAGAAUACGUUCAUCAAGAUGUUCCCUACGUCCAUCGGGAAGGAGACCAAGUUCCGUACUUACACCAAGGAGAUAGUGGAGCGUACGUUCAUCAAAGUGAUAGUGGAAACUAUAAGGGAAGUGGUGCAUACAGCCAGCAAGGUGAUAGCGGUCGUUACAAGGGAAGUGAAGGAUACGCACAGGAAGGAGAUAACGGAGUCUAUGUACAUCAAGGAGAUAGAGGAAGUUACAGAGGAAGUGGAGGGUACGCACAACAAGGAGAUAAUGGUGCUUACGUUCAUCAAGGUGUUCCAUACGUCCACCAAGAAGGAGGACAAAGUCCAUACGUCCACCAAGGUGAUAGCGGAAGAUAUAAAGGAAGUGGUACAUAUGUUCAGGCAGGAGGCGGUGGAAGCGGUGCAUACAACCCGCAAGGUGAUAGCGGAAGUUACAAGGGAAGUGGUACCUAUGUACAAACAGGAGGCGUUGGAGGCGUUGUAUUCGGACCACAAGGUGAUGGAGGAAGUUACAAGGGAAGCGGUACUUAUGUACAACAAGGAGAUAGUGGUGCAUACGUUCAUCAAGACGUUCCUUAUGUUCAUCAAGAAGGAGAACAAAGUCCGUACGUCCACCAAGGUGAUAGCGGAAGUUACAGAGGCAGCGGUACAUACGUGCAGACAGGAGGCGGUGGAAGCGGUGCAUACAGCCCGCAAGGUGAUAGCGGAAGUUACAAGGGAAGUGGUUCCUAUGUACAAACAGGAGGCGGUGGAGGCGUUGUAUUCGGACCACAAGGUGAUAGAGGAAGUUACAAGGGAAGCGGUACUUACGUACAGCAAGGAGAUAGUGGAGCAUACGUUCAUCAAGACGUUCCUUAUGUACAUCAAGAAGGAGACCAACGUCCGUACGUCCAUCAAGGUGAUAGUGGAAGCUAUAAGGGGAGCGGUACAUAUGUGCAGACAGGAGGCAGUGGAAGCGUUGCAUUUGUACCUAAAGGUAGUGGUUCUUAUCCCAGUCAAGGACUCGGAGAUAAAUAUAAGGGUAGCGGAGAAUAUUAUGUUUCCACGGGAGAUUAUUACCCUAAUUCUUUAUUUGGCGGUAAUGUUUUUGUUUCUAAAGCAACAGGCGUUAAUGUUGGUGGUGGAGGCUCGGCUGGAGAAGGCGCUUACGUUCAUGAUCCCACCGGUGACAAUGGUGGGCAAUAUGUUCACGAUGGUCGGGAAUAUGUCACCGGCUUAUCGAAGUAUUCUUCAGACGUAAAGACUGGAGGGUCAUUUACACCUGGCACCCUUACUGGUGGUUUCGUACCUGGAACAUCUUUAGCGGGAGUUAAGACUGGAACAUUUUACACUUCUGGGGCAGGUGUAGGAUUAAAUAGCGGAGCUUACGUUCAUGACAACAAAGGUAGUUAUGAUGUCAAAACAGGAGGAAAUUUUGUAGUCACUGGACUUGAUAAUGGCGCAUACGUGCACGACAGCAGAGGCGAUUUUGGUGGUGAAUAUGUCCCUGGAUUUGGCGGUGCUUAUAGAUUUGAUAAUACAGGAAACUACCGAGGAAGCUUCUACGGAGGGAAAUACGCAGUAGGUCAAGGUAGCCCUCAGUAUGUAACUAAUCUAUACAAAGGAACUGAUCAAUACGGAAAUGGCGCCUAUGUUCAUGAUGCUCGCGGAGACUACGGUGGAGGAUACUAUCAAAGUGGAUACAAACUAUCUGCUCCAGUUAAUACUUUUGGACUCCGAGUCAAUCAAGCCCAUCUGUAUCAACCGGCAUCUGCUGUCGUUCAUUCUUACGGCCCUACUAAAUUUUCCGUCCAAGAUCAAGGAUACGUUCAACACUCUGUCAGUGUAGCACCCAUUACUGUUACGAGUGCUCCCGUCGUUCCUCUUAAACCAGUCCAGUAUUUACAACCGCAUGUUAGUCCCGUAGUAGUCACAACACCGGCCCCUCAAAUUGUAGGAUACCAUUACCAAAAAACACCUACAGUUAGUCCAGUCACAGUUACAUCUGCUCCGGUUGUUCCUCUUAAUCCCGUGCAAUAUGUUAAAACGCCUCAGCCUGUUGUACACAAGUUCCAACCCGUUGUCGUAAGUACUCCUGCCCCACCUGUAGUCAAUUACAGCUACAAGCAACCCGUCGUGUCUACUGUGAAACCUUUCACUGUUUCUAGCACUGUGGCGUACAGUCCAUCAUCGACACCAGCUCCACCGGUCCUAUCUUAUCACCAGCCGACGGUUGUGAAAACAGAACACCUCCAGCCAGUUGUAGGAUACAGUUAUUCUAAACCUGAACUCCAUUUGUCGUCAUUAAACCAAGUCAAUACGUACGGAACAAGAUUUGUAAAUGCUGGGCCAUCAGUUGUACACUUUGAACAUCCAGUCGUCAGCACCCCCUCACCACCAGUUAGUUACACGUUUAAACCUAUAACUGUAUCUAGUACACCCGUUGUUCCGUUAAAUCCAGUUCAGUAUAACGUCAAAUAUCCUCAACCAGCAUCAGUUCCAUGCAAAACGUGUGCAGUGGCUCAAACGCCUAAACCAUUGACGGUAACGCCUUCUCCAGUCGUUCAUACUGAUUAUAACUAUUUUCAACCAGCAGUUCAAUCAGAAACGACCUUUGUUCAAUUUCCACAAUCAUAUGCGGGUGGCGUAUCAUUGAAAAAGCCUGUCUGCACAUCUUGCGCUUCAGCUCAGACUGCCAGACCGGUAACUGUUACAUCUAGGCCGGUCGUACCACUAAAUCCCGUGCAGUACGUUCAACCCGUACAAGUUAGCACUCCAUCUCCUCCAGUGGUAAGCUACACAUACCAAAAGCCUGUGUACAAAACUCAGCCUCUUCAGCCUACAUUCGUUGUAAGUACACCCGCACCGAAUGUUCAUUAUCAACAUCCUCAGAAUUCACUAGGAACAGCAUUUAAAUACCAGCCUUUUGUUGAAACACAAACAGUUAGGCCGGUUAGUGUUUUCAGCACACCUGUUGUUCCCUACAAUCCCGUUCAAUAUACACCUGUUAGACCUGCAGUUGAAUAUCAUCAGACAGUCGUCAAAGAUUCAUUCGGAUACAGCUAUCCACAGCCUGCAGUUAAAUUCGAACUUCCGGAAUUUAAAACAGUACAUCAUGUAACUACCCCUCAACCAUCGGUAGCUCCAGUCAGUUUCAGUAACGUGCCAGUUGUCCAAACUCAGACAGUUAGGCCAUUUGUUUCCACCACACCGGUUGUUCCGUACAACCCAGUACAAUACGUAAAAACUGCUGAAGUAAAACCAGUUGUAGCUUACCAUCAGCCUCAACCAUUUAAGCCCGUAGCAGUUUCUCCGCCAUCUCUUACAGUAUCUUACAGUUCACCGGCCGUGAAAACACAAACAGAACGACCAGUCAGUUACAAUUACCAACCUGUAAGAACUGAAACAUAUGUAAGCACUCCAGCGCCGCCAGUCGUUAGCUAUCAACCAUUCGUUAAAACACAAACUGUAAGCCCUGUUGUUCCAGUCGUAACAAGCAGGCCUGUUGUUCCUUUGAACCCAGUGCAGUACGUAAAGCCAUUGGAACCAAAACCGGUGUUUAGUUAUAGUUAUGUCAAACCUCAAACAGUGCACACCUAUUCUGUAAGCACGCCAGCACCGCCAUCAGUUAGUUACAGCUACCAACCUGCAGUAAAGACCGUCAGCACUCCAGCACCACCCGUUGUCAAUUAUCAAUCCUACGUCAAAAAACAGACUGUGAGACCAGUUGUUCCAGUUGUAACAAGCAAACCGGUCGUUCCUUUGAACCCCGUGCAAUAUGUAAAACCAUUGGAACCUAGGCCAGUCUUUAGUUAUAACUAUGUCCAACCCCAAACGGUGCAUACAUAUUCUGUUAGUACGCCAGCACCUCCAUCAGUUAGUUACAGCUACCUACCAGCAGUAAAGACUGUUAGUACUCCAGCACCACCCGUAGUAAACUAUCAAUCCUACGUCAAAACCCAGACUCUGAGACCUGUUGUUCCAGUUGUAACAAGCAAACCGGUUGUUCCUUUGAACCCCGUGCAAUAUGUAAAACCAUUGGAACCUAAGCCAGUCUUCAGUUAUAACUAUGUCCAACCCCAAACGGUGCAUACAUAUUCUGUUAGUACGCCAGCACCUCCAUCAGUAAGUUAUAGCUACCAACCAGCAGUAAAGACCGUUAGUACUCCAGCACCACCAUCAGUUAGUUACAGCUACCAACCAGCAGUAAAGACUUUUACUACUCCAGCACCACCAGCAGUGAGCUACCAACCAUUCGUCAAAACUCAGACUGUGAGCCCAGUCGUUCAUGUGCCCUCUGUGCAGUACGCACAACCUUUGAAACCGAAAACUGUGUUUAGUUACAGUUAUGUCAAACCCCAAACGGUGAAUACAUAUUCUGUUAGUACGCCAGCACCUCCAUCAGUAAGUUACAGCUACCAACCAGCAGUAAAGACCGUUAGUACUCCAGCACCACCAUCAGUUAGCUACAGCUACCAACCAGCAGUAAAGACCGUUACCACUCCAGCGACACCAGUAGUUAGUUAUCAGCCGUUCGUCAAAACCCAGACUGUCAGGCCAGUUGUUCCGUUCGUUACAAGCCAACCCUCCGUUCCGUUAAAUCCUGUACAAUACGUCAAAACGUUCGAUGCAAAACCAGUGUUGAACUACAAUUUCGUUCAACCUAAACCAUUGCAAACUGUUUCUGUAAGUACACAGGCUCCUCCUGUAGUUAGCUACAGCUACCAGCCGGCUGUAACUUCACAGACUGUUAGACCAGUUACAGUCACUAGCACCACACAGUUGCCAUAUGAGCCAGUUCGAUAUGGCAGCCAAGAUUCUAAACUUGCAUUUGGUUACAGAUAUGAAAAACCUAAGCAGUUCGUCUCUCCUUCGUUCCAUUCACUCUACAAUGGAUUUGUGGAGUACGGUAAGCCCGAAUCAAAACCAACUUACAGUUUUAGUUACGUUAAUCCUGAACCAGCCGUUUUCAAAGUACCUACUACACCUCGACCUGCAGUUAGGGUAUCCACCACUCCUGCUGUACCUUUUAGUUCAGUUCAAUAUGUUGAACCAAGUAAGCCAUCAUCAUUUGGUUUCUCUUUCGAAUCACCUUCUGUUCACAAAGAUUAUUAUUACGGUGGAAAGGUUGUACCAUUUGUUACUAGCACAGAAGUACCAUUUGUUGAACACAAGCUUGUGCGGGUAAGGCCGGCCGGAUUCCAAGCUGUAGUAUCCUCGGAUAAACCAGAAUCGUAUUUCGAAGAGUAUUUCGAAUCUCAAAAACAUUUGGAUGCUGCUCCUAAGGGACAGUACUUCAGUAGCUCCUUCUCAAGUCAAGGCAAUACCGGUUACAAAUAUGACAAGCCAGCCGUCCAAUUGGAAGAAAACUUAAACUUCCCAGGAAUUAAAGUUAAUCAAGGUUUUGAUAACACGUAUAAACAAGAAGUACCCUCGUCGUCAUUCGCCCCGAUCGUCGUCCCCGAAGUGUCCACAACUGUGAGGACGUUCGUUAAAAAGCCAGUCCAAACAUACGUUAAUACUGUAGAAGAAGAAAAUUAUUUCACUAGCUCUGUUGUACCAGCACUCGGCUAUCAGGAAAGCGGACAAUUCGAUGUACCUAAAUCGGGAGUACAGUUAUCUUCGUCGACGCCAGAACAAGUCGUGGAAGUCACUACUGUCGCCCCAGUUGUUAAAAGAGUUAGAGUCAAAGGUGGAUCAUCUGAAGGAGGCGGGUACUACGUCAGGAAACAGAAAGUUAGAGUCAAACCUGUCGUAACUACUGAAAACUAUCCAGACUUUGUUACAUCGACAGUCAGACCUUUUUACUCGACCACUUUUGAACCUACCGCUCCUGCACUGGUCUUAACUUCAUUUACGCCUACAGGCUCGGUAGCCGGUACGGAAUUGGAGAUCGAAGGAGAAGAAGACGACGCUAAAUUGCUCAAAGCAGUAUCCGGCAGUUACGGAGAAGUUGUCAGUUCAGGAGACAAAGGUGUUUUGCGACAAGGCCUAUCUUCGACUACGAUUUCAUCGCUGAAAGACGGUGAAGCUAUCGUCGGUGUUAUCAAAAAAGAAAGGGAACCCUUAACCGGAAGGAAGAAGUCUAAGGUGGUCGUCGUAUCCAGACUCAGUGAUUUCAACCCAAUUUUGGUCGGAAAACUCGGUGCAGAAUGUAGUUGCAAAUCCAACACCAAAACAUUAGAUCUGUCUAAGAACUCGAGGACGAGAGGUGGUCUGUUCACUCCGUCAACUACACUGGCCGAACCAUCGAGGGAAUAUUUACCGUCGUCGAGCACACCCCUACCAGCCGAUUUGACUAACUUUGACUACGACGAUGCUAGUGCUCCGACUGUAGAAAUCAAACCAGUACACAAGGUACAGAGGGUGUUCACUACUACCGGCCAGCCGCUGGACGUGAGCUCCGUCGAAUACGAAGUUUCGACCACAUCGCCAAGGAAGGUGUCAUCGGUUUCAUCCAGAAGGACUCUUACAAACACCUUGGACGUCGACUGCCAGAGGCCAGGUCUUUUCAGGCACCCACAUCUCUGCAACAAAUUCUAUUCUUGUAACUGGGACGAAUGGAAGAAACGGUACACAGUCAACGUAUUCGAUUGCCCCAUCCAUUUGGCGUUCGACUCCAAAUUGGGCGCAUGCAACUGGCCUUCCAAGGGUCCUAAAUGCGCCGAAAACAACCUUCUCGUUUAAAACAAAUAUAAUAUCACUGAGAUAACCAUGGUAUUAGCUCGAAAUUUUUCUAGUACAAAAUGCUCAAUUACGGUUGAUUUGUAAAGCAAAUACCGCUUAUCUUCGUGAACUUGGCAAAACGAUAUUGAGAAGAAAUGUUUAGGUUAAGAACUAACACCUUUCGGAAUCAGUUGAGUUACCAAUGCUUUCAAAAACUGAUUUCCAAAUCGUGCUAGGACAAUGUUUAUAUUAAACCGAUCCCUUUAAGUAUGCAUUUGUGUGCAAUAAAUUUUCUUUGUAUAUUGUUCGUUGUCGACUAAGUUUUUAAUUAAUAAAGCAACGUGCUUGCCAUAUUACGAUUGCCAUAAUUUUAAUUAUUUCUAAUUUAUAAGUUCUAGUGCUAAAAUUUACUGAUUUCGAACAUUUGAAAAAAUUAUUUGAGUUUGUUUUUAUCUGUUGUUUUGUACAUAUUUAUUUACUCAUGACACCUUUUUAACGUGUUAUUCUAAUAAGACUCGAACAAUUUGGGCAAAAACUUGUGGUCAUCUAGUUUUAUAAAAAUAAUUUUCUGUUGUAAUUUUAAGCUUAUUGUAUUGAAUUAAAUAAUAACUUGAUGUGCA
Messenger RNA from Cimex lectularius (bed bug), 9355 nucleotides. RefSeq lists its product as uncharacterized. The record is from RefSeq and is a predicted model, not a curated record. Bases 192 to 8756 code for a protein of 2854 amino acids. The transcript is spliced from 14 exons. Gene Ontology annotation, molecular function: chitinase activity; chitin binding. NCBI's taxonomy places the organism in Eukaryota, Metazoa, Arthropoda, Insecta, Hemiptera, Cimicidae. Gene Ontology annotation, biological process: chitin catabolic process; carbohydrate metabolic process. Gene Ontology annotation, cellular component: extracellular region.